Messenger RNA from Pocillopora damicornis (cauliflower coral), 1508 nucleotides. RefSeq names its product tumor susceptibility gene 101 protein. Gene Ontology annotation, biological process: endosome to lysosome transport; protein transport; protein modification process. Lineage: Eukaryota; Metazoa; Cnidaria; Anthozoa; Scleractinia; Pocilloporidae. The record is from RefSeq and is a predicted model, not a curated record. Gene Ontology annotation, cellular component: ESCRT I complex. Gene Ontology annotation, molecular function: ubiquitin binding.
GAAACCUGGGUACCAUAUUGCUCAAACCUGUUUCGAUGUGGGCAAAUGGCCGCGUCGUGGCGGUCGGCACUCAUCAGAAAGACUAAGAAAAAAGCAAAUUCUUGUGUUAAAGAUGUUGAGCAGGUGUUGAAGUAUUUUCACGGUCUUAGGCCAGGAAUACAAGAAUAUACGUAUGAAAAUGGAAGACAAACAGAGUUAUUUGCCAUGGAGGGGACAAUUCCCAUCAAAAUAAAAGGUGUUACUUACAAUAUUCCAGUUUGUGUUCUGCUACAAGAGGGUCAUCCUGAAGUUGUGCCUCUGGUGUAUGUCAGACCAACAAGCUCAAUGGCAAUCAAAGUUUCACCUUAUGUUGAUGCAAAUGGCAAAGUUUAUCAUCCCUACCUUCAUAAAUGGAAUUAUAAAUCAAGUAAUAUCAAUACAUUACUUCAAGAACUGUGUAGAAUUUUUACACAGAAUCCACCAGUAUAUACAAUCUCAAGGGGACCUAGCAAUUCAAUCUCCCAACAAUCUCAGGGUAACAGUCAUCAAGAUGCCAGGCCAUCAGGGUCCUUGUGUCAGGAUCCCCCAGCUCAAGGCUCCAAAAGUGAUGAAAGCAAAAAGGAGUGUAUUAUAUGUAUGAGUAAGGAACCAAACAGUGUGCUGAUUCCAUGUGGCCAUCUGGGAUUGUGCAUGGCUUGUGCCAGAGAGAUACAGAGGAACUCCAAACAAUGCCCAGUCUGCAGAAGUGUAAUUGAUCAAGUUCAUCAAGUCUAUGAAUCCUAGACAUAUCUGAAAAUAGAGUUAUUUUGGGUUUUUUUGUUACAUAGUUCAUGUUUGAAUGCUUACCUUACUGUCACAGGCUUCAUUUUGAAACAAUUUUAAAACAGAUGUAUUAGAUCAGAUACAAACAAGAAUCUUGUUAUGUUCCCCUCAUCAAAUUAGUAUAUCUGUAAGUUUACUAAAAAUGUAAAGAAAAACAAUUUUAAUUAUAACUUCCAUUGGACACAUAGAUCUAUUUAACAGUAAUCACUUACGCAUUUUACUGAAAUAGGAAGGAAAAAUGGAAGUCAGUUUUUGAUCACUGUCAUCUUCAAAAAUUAUUUAAGAUGGGGAUCAGCUAAGAAUGACAGAGAGCUAGAUUAAGCUAAAUGAAUUAAAUUAGAAGUCAUUCAAAUAUAAUUGAAUAGUCUUUUUUUAUGAAAGAGAUGAUUUAGGUGAACUAUAUGUGAUUAACCAACUGGAAAAAACUUUGAAAUCUUUCUUAUUCCCUUGUAAAGUAUGCACAAAUUUUAUCCCCAUCAGCAAAAGAAAGUCAUUUAGAGUUUCUGAUUGUUUCUUUUUCAUUUUUUCCCCAUCUCCAUUUAAAAUCCUUAUUAGCCAACCAACUCCUUAAGUGUUUCUUCUGUCAAUAGCUGUGUAUUGACAUAAUUUUAUUUUUAGUAAUAUUUGUCUAUUUUAUGUGAGGCUCUGUUCAUCAACAUGCUCAUAUUAAAAUGCAAUAAAGAAGCAAGCAAGCAAGCUUAAUCUGU